GCGGAAGUUCCAAUCUUGCUCGUCUGGUUUUACUUGGACUGCCCUUUGAUACUGGGCCUAUUUGGGCUUCGUAGCGAAUGGGCGAUAGAAUUUGAAUGUUGGCCGAACGGUUCAGCCCGGACCCGUAGGAGAGACACGUCGACGGCACAAAAUCGUUGGAAGAGCAGACCUAUGGAAGAAAUCAAGACGUUCAAGAAAAGACCAUUUCCCCUAUCUAACAACCUGGCGAAUUAGUUCCGGAGAGCCAUAGACGGCGAACCCUCGGCGGAGAAUAAGUAGAAAAGCCGGCGAACGGGUAAUUCAAUCGGGAAAUCAAACUCUACAGAGGGACGGAGAGAGAGGGAGAUAGAGCCUGUUGUUGUUGCUGGGCGCAUGGAGACCGCACAGCAGCCCAGCGGCGGAGGAGCCCUAGCUGGAGAUGAUCUCGCGUCCCUGUCGUCGUCCCCCGCAGCCGUCGUCUCGCAGUGGACGUUCGCCGUCACGCGGCGGUACCAGCACAUGCUGGACAAGACGGUGCCGCACAUCUGGUACCGGUGGAUCGGAUGCUUCCUGGCCGCUCUAAUCUACGGAUUGCGUGUCUACUUCGUUCAGGGUUUCUACAUCGUUACCUACGGCCUUGGAAUCUAUAUGCUCAACCUGUUGAUUGGAUUCCUCUCGCCGCAGAUUGAUCCGGAGGUCAGCGACGGGCCCUCGCUCCCCACGCGCGGAUCCGAUGAGUUCCGUCCCUUCGUCCGACGCCUCCCCGAGUUCAAGUUCUGGGUACUCUAUUACCAAGGCUUUCUGCAUUGCGUUUUUCAUGACAUUCUUCGCUGUGUUUGAUGUGCCUGUGUUCUGGCCUAUACUUCUAUUCUACUGGAUCGUGCUGUUUGUCCUCACAAUGAGAAGACAGAUUAUGCAUAUGGUCAAAUACAAAUAUGUUCCUUUUUCUUUCGGCAAGCAGCGAUAUGAUGGAAAGAAGACACCAUCAAGUGAUAACCUCACCAGGGAUUGAAUGCCUCAGGUUGAGAAUCUAGAUGGGGAAAAGGUGGGGUUUGUUCCUAAUCCUAGGCAUUGAUCGAGGGGUCUAAUUUUGUUUCCCUCAUUUGAUUUUAAUUUUCUGUUUCAUUUAUGUAUACUCGUUGAUAUGGCACCACUGUGAAUCUUUAUAUAUCUAUACUAGUUAGAGAAGCAUAAGGUGAAUUCUCUAAAGUCAGAUUCGGCAUCCUUGUUAAUCGUAAUGUGAUUGAUUUACCCAGUUGAUGAACUUAAGAGUUAAGAUGUAAAGAAUCUUUAGUAUUUGUUAUAUUCAGGAUGGCUCUUUUCAGAGUUUUUAGAUCAGAAAGCAGCACCGAUUUGUAGGAUAGUUGUUUCAAAGCAUGGUUGAAUUGAGCUGAUUCAGCAGCAAACAUUUGUUUUCAAUUUGGUUUGCAUAUAUAAGUCCCAGCCUUGCAUUUCCUUUAUACUAAGACAAUGUAGGUUCUGCUUUCUGUAUACUGAGAAAAAGAGGAGAAAGAUAAGGUAGAGGUAGGGAUUGCAUUCGAGUGUAAUUCUCGUGUCAUACAUACAAUCAUUAUUUAGAGUUAAUACAAUGGAAUUUAGG
Linum tenue is the source of this 1579-nucleotide messenger RNA. The record is from the annotation of a GenBank genome assembly. NCBI's taxonomy places the organism in Eukaryota, Viridiplantae, Streptophyta, Magnoliopsida, Malpighiales, Linaceae.